Paralichthys olivaceus (Japanese flounder) is the source of this 1949-nucleotide messenger RNA. NCBI's taxonomy places the organism in Eukaryota, Metazoa, Chordata, Actinopteri, Pleuronectiformes, Paralichthyidae. The record is from RefSeq and is a predicted model, not a curated record.
GCGAGUAGGCAGGCAGAGUGGGGCUGAGUCACUGCAUGUGUCUGAGAGGCAGUCAGAAACAGAGCAGAGCAAGAGAGCAGAGGUGAUCUCACACUCAUCAGCACAGGAUAACACAACCAUGAUGGGUUGACUUGGGGGGGAAGCGGUUGGAGAGAGGAAGUGUGCAUUUGCCAACACUUACUCAGCCAUGGAGACCAACAAAGUUCUUCAUUUCGUUCCUUCGGAGGCGCCUCCCUCUGGGAUGUCCAAGAAUGGAUACUUCUUUCAAGAAAUGGAGCAGCGGGAGGCGGAGCAGGAGGAGGGCAGCGAGGGCCGAGAGGAGGGACAGGACUCGCCAAUCGCCUGCGGAGAUGACAUCCACCUCUAUGACAACCAGAUCAGCCCUGGACCAGACACUGAUGACUCUGGUUGUGUGUUACUGAACACCUCAAGAAAGUAUGUGAAGCUGAUGAACUUCGAGGAGGAGAUUCGGGCCCACCGGGACCUGGACGGCUUUUUGGCGAGGGCCAGCAUCCUGCUGGACGAGACAGCUGCCUCCCUGGACGACGUUCUGAAGCGAAUGUUGCACCACGUGGGUCAGGACAGCCACACGUCCGAGCCCAGCUGCAACUUCGAGGAGGUGAUGAGCAUGCUUUUCACAGAUGCAGGCGCUCAGGAGGUCAACGUUCACCUGCUGUCAGAGACGAUCCAGGGGGUGACCGCCACGGCCACCGGGGUCCAGUACCAGCAGUCCUGGCUCUGCAUCCUCUGCAACGUGAAGCAUCUCCAGAGGCGUCACGUGUGCAUCUCCCGCCUGGAGAGGCCGCAAAACUGGGGAGAGAACUGCUGCGAGGUCCGCUAUGUCAUCUUGAUACUGGCCCCACUCAAAAUGAAAAGCACCAAGACAGCGAUGGAGCUGGGCAGGACGUUCGCCACCCUCUUCUCUGACAUUUCCUUCAGGCAGAAGCUGCUUGAGACAAAGACGCAGGAGGAGUUCAAGGAGGCGCUGGUGUUCCAGAGGCACCAGCUUACAGCAGUCAACCAGCAGCCCACCGCUCUGGGGAAGGAGGAGACCGACCCCCGCAGUCACAAACCCCUCAAGUGUAAAGAUUUCUUCAAAGCCGGCCGGGGGAUUUAUGAGGACCUGUGCCGCAGACUGCCCUUCUACCCCUCUGACUUCACAGAUGGUAUAGUUGGCAGUAAUAAAACCCUGCUGAAGUACAUGACCACAGCCAUCUUCCUCUACAUCGCCAUCCUCCUCCCCGCCAUCGCGUUCGGCUCCCUGAACGAUGAGAGCACACGUGGCGAGAUCGAUGUUCGGAAGACCAUCAUCGGCCAGAGCAUCGGCGGGGUCAUCUACUCGUUGUUCGCCGGCUCUCCUCUGGUCAUCCCUCUAACCACGGCUCCCCUCGCCAUCUUCAUCAGCGUGAUCCGAGGAAUCUGUGACGACUACAACCUGGACUUCCCGGCGUUCUACGCCUGCAUCGGCCUGUGGAACUGCCUCUUCCUCAUCCUGGGAGGGAUAUUUAACGUCAGCCUGCUCAUGAAGCUCUUCAAGAGGUCGACGGAGGAGGUCAUCGCUCUGUUCAUUUCCAUUGCAUUUGUGGUGGAUGCAGUGAAAGGCACCGUGAAAAUCUUUCACAGAUAUUACCACGCUCCCACGCUGGCCAACAGAAGCAUCGAGGACCUCCCGAAGGCCGGAGACCUGUUGGGAGGAAACCAGAGUGAGGUGGCGGCGGGGUUGGUGCUCAACGCCCUCCCUGAAUCCCUCAUCAAUUGCACUCGGGAGAGACCUGUCCUCUGCCUCCUGCUGAUGCUCGGGACGUUAUGGAUGGGUUACACCCUCUACCAGUUCAAGAGGAGUCCGUUCCUGCAUGCCAAAAUGAGGGAGGUGCUGUCGGACUGCGCCCUGCCGAUCUCCGUGCUCAUGUUCUCCUUCAUCGGCUCCUACCUUUUCAGUGACAUUGAGC